Molecule: messenger RNA, 4422 nt
Organism: Anolis sagrei ordinatus
Lineage: Eukaryota; Metazoa; Chordata; Lepidosauria; Squamata; Anolidae
Gene: CLBA1
Product: clathrin binding box of aftiphilin containing 1
Biological process (GO): intracellular transport
Cellular component (GO): trans-Golgi network membrane; AP-1 adaptor complex
Molecular function (GO): clathrin binding
Source: RefSeq, a predicted model, not a curated record
CGGCACCUGCUGGUGGCUCCGCCCCCUUCUCAGCUGCUUCUUUCCAGUGUCUCGAAGGAGGAAGGUGCGCGAGGAGGGCAAGACUGGAAUCUGGAUUGGAAUCAAGUUAAGACUGAAAAACAAGCAUUGCUUGGACAUUUCGGGAGGCGUUGAAGAACACCUUGCUCUCCUUAGCAACAUUCUUGUAGGCUGUUGAAGGCACAAGGCAGUGCCUGGUUACGUUUUUGAAAUAUUAACAGUUUUUGCUGGAUGUUGGAGUGUUUUGGUCCAGUUUUCUGAAUGAUUCUUCCUUGCUGCUGUAGCAGGAAUGCAGGACCAGAAUUUGGCAGAAAUGCAUAGCAAUGAGGUGCUUUCUGGACAGUCGUAUUCACAAGAUCUGCCAGCCGAGACAUCUAUCGCCGCUCUCAACAGUGAUGGAGCUCAUGAAUAUUGCGUAAACCAAGCUGGGAAUCUUGAUGAAAGUUUUGAAGUGGAGAAAGUUCAGAAACGUUUUCCUAAUAGCCAGAAUGGCAAUGGAAAUGUGCACGAAACGUCACCGGAGACUUCUUAUGACACCAGCGCAGUGGAAUCCAGCAGUUCAUGGGGUGACUUUGAAGCAUUCAGUGAAGUCAAGUUGGAGAAUGCAAGCGACAGCCCAGAGUCUUUGGGAAAGCUAAGUGAAAAACAAGUUUAUAUGAAUGGGGCCGACCUCAACCACAAGUGCACCACUACCUCAUGGACACAGUGUUUUUCCCAAGUGGCUAGACACAACCGAAAAGAAACUUCAGCUAAUGUUAUGGCUGUCUCCAGUACUGAAGAUGUCAUUAAACGGAGCUUUCCAGACAUUUCAGUACCACAGUUCUUGGAAAAAAUAAGCAGUUUGGAACAAAUACUUCAUGCAAAAACAGAAAACACAGAACCUCCUGAAUGUACAGAGCAACAACUUUGCAUUGACUCGGCAGACGUAUGGAAGACCCUCACCUCUUGCAGUCACCUCUCCAGUUUAAAAUGUCAUCGUAAUGAAUCUCGUCAUCAGAAAAACCUUUUAGCUGUGCUUGGAAUAGAUCUUCAUCAAAAGGUUCUUUCAGAAGGUGAAGAUGAUAUUUUGGAGGAAACCUGCAUGAAAGAAAAGGAAGAUUCCGGUGUUGGUCAAUGUAACGGGAACAUGUGCAAAUCGCUAAUUCAAACCAAGCUUUCUGUAUCCCCUGAUGCAAGACGGAGUCAUCUCUUCACAUAUAACCUCUUCGUAAAGAAAACCCCAUCCACUGGAAUUAUGCAAUAUAUAACUGUUCCCCAAAAGAAGAGGAUUUUUACCACACAAAGCCUAAGGAUGAAAAUGUUUAGCAGCAACAUCUGUUAAUACAAAUAUGUGUCAUUUGUCUUUUUAAUUCCUUAUAACCUAUUACUAACCUUCAUCCAGAAAAAGCCUCUGAAAAGAUGUUUCACUCCAAGGUUGUGGCUGCAAUGUAACUCAUGACACUGUCAAGAGGCGCACAGGAUUCAUGAUAUUUGAUGAACUACUAGGGGCGUAUUGAAGUGUUUGUGGUGCUAACUCACUCUUGCCAUGUGAAAUAGCCUUACGGGACUGAAGAGCCUAUCCCCAACUUUUCUAGCUAUGGCCAGGAUUAACAUGUGCUUUUGGUGUGCCUUGCCACCUUCCUUUCACUCACAUGUUCUUACAAACCCUGACAGCCUUUACUUGUUGCCCCUGCCUAUCUUUUUACUGAUCCCUACUCUUAGGAGUUGCCUUUUAUUUUGUAAACAUGGGUCUUCAUUACAUUAAUUUGCAACUGAACUGACUUUCUGUAUAACUUAUGGGAAGAUGAUUUGAUACUUACUUAUUCUUACAUUCUUGAUUGUGCUCUUCAUUUAACUGAGGAGUAAAAUACAGUCAGCCCUCCACAUUUGCUGGGGUUAGGCACACAAGACUUCCAUGAAAGCAAAGAACUGCAAAUAACAAUUUUAUUGUAUUUUUUUCACCUGAGAGAACAUCUAAGAAUCUAUAGGUUUUUCAUAUCAUAGAAUUGUAGUGGAGACUUAGAGAGGUAUUCUCCCUAGGAAUCUCUAGGUCAGUGGUUCUCAACCUGUGGGUCCCCAGGUGUUUUGGCCAGUUUACUAGCUGUUAGGAUUUCUGGGAGUGGGGACUCACAGGUUGAGAACCACUGCUCUAGGUCUUUCUGGCAGAUUCUAUUAUCAGUUUCUAGCAGAAGUUGACCAUUGACCACAGAGUUGUACUGGAGGACCUAAAGAUUCCUAGGGAGAACACUUAAAUCAACUCUACCAAAGUGAAUGGCUGACUAUCUGAUUCAGUGGUGUUCUAAAACUGAUACUCCUGAGCAGUUCAAAUAAUUUUAUUUCUAACGUGAUAGCACAGGUGAAUUGGCCAGUAGUGUUGGCAUUACAUUAAAAAGCUCUAGGACCAAUAUAUGGUCGAAGGCUUUCAUGGCCGGAAUCAUUGGGUUGUUGUAGGUUUUUUCGGACUAUAUGGCCAUGUUCUAGAGGCAUUCUCUCCUGACGUUUUGCCUGCAUCUAUGGCAAGCAUCCUCAGAGGUAGUGAGGAACUUCACUACCUCUGAGGAUGCUUGCCAUAGAUGAAGGCGAAAAUCAGCAGCUGUCAACUCUGUCAGCAGCUUGUUCUAUCCAGCUCAGUGCCUACGAAUUCUACAGCCAGUACUUUUGAAAAAACAAAGGUUUCAGCCAUUUUAUAUUUGGGAAAAGAGGCACUGCUGUCCUUUCUGAAUGAUGUGACUAGCACUCUCUUGCAGUGUAGUGAAAAUAAAGAGUGAUGGUCACAUUUCAAGUCACUGGUACGAGUUCAGUGAAGUUUGCAAAGCCAUUUAAACUAACGAUUUGGGUGUAAAUUAGGAAGCAUCGGUUAAACUUCAAAAGAAGCUUCUCCAGCCUCUUCCCUGGAUCAUUUAUGACCCUUUUGUUGAACAUUCCUCUUUUUUCUAUACAAGGGAUCCAGGCCACAUCAUGUAAGUCCCACAAAGUCUUGAAGUAAGUGAAGGGUAACUCCUUCAACUCUGCACAGAGCUCAAAUGCAUCCACCAAAUAAGAUCUGGGAUUGGUGGAAAGUUAUUACAGUCAGCCCUCCACAGUGGUGGGUUUAACUAUUGCAGAUUUGAUUUGCUAAUGUUUCCUCUGCUGCUGCACAGAUGUGUUUCCAGUGCUUCUCUCCACCGAGGAAGACCAAUCCAUCUGUGCAGAAGAGAAAUGAAGGCAUUGAGUGAGGAGGCCUUGGCUGAUGAGUGGGCAGAUAGAGUCAAAAGGCCCCUUGGGGGUAAAAGGGAGGCUCACCAUAGGUUUUCCUUACCCACAAAGGAUCUUCCUGUGGUCCUGGACUGCAAAAGUGGGGACUGAUGGAAAUAGAUGUGGCUGUCUCACAUCUUCAGAAGAAAUCCUGAGAUGGUAGCUGUGACUUUCUGUGCUUUCCCUUCCAUACCUCUGGCUAACUAGUGAUGCCAGCUACAGGAAAGCCAUGACUUAAACCCCAUGUCCAUUCCUCUGAAGUGGAGAUGGAUUGGGAAGAGCAGUGGUCUGGGAGUGGGAUUAAAGGAGGUAUGGGCUGGGGAAGGGGACUGAAAGGGUCAACAAUUACACUAUAGGAGGCUUUUGCAGCACCUCAUCAUCUGAGGUGAGGAUGCCAGAGGGCAGUAGAGAGAGCCUCAGAGUGAGAGAGUUAAGUUCUCUACCUCUCCCAUAUCUGUAAAUAACAACAUAAAUAAUGCAAGUGGAUUAUCUGACUCAUGUUUUAUAAUUAUAUUAGCUUGCAAUUAAGUUUGUGAGCUAUAUUAAGAGCAGGAAAUCCUCUAAGGGGGGUUCCUUCUAAGAAACAUGCAUUCUAACAUCAUCUGGAGAGUUACGACUCCUCUUUUCUGGCUCAGCAUGACCAGGAAUGAUAGGGACCACAGUUGGACGCUACUUGGAGUGCCACAAUUUCGCCCCUCUUCUAAAGCCUUCUAGUCCAUCUUCCUGGAUCAUUACUUGCUUGUGUUGGCCUGGCCCAGACAUUUUUCUUGUCUGACAAGACAAGUGACAAGGGUAAGAAUUUGUCCUAGCACUGCAGUAAAUGCCAGUAUAAAUGGGGCCUAGUUUAUACUCUUAAGCUUAAUUUAAGAGCUUGUAGGUUGUUCUACAGUAAAACCUGUUUGACAGUGUCAACAAUUUAGGAUAAACAGUUUUGUGUAUUUAUUACUCAUUUUAGAGCAAUAGUUCAGUGAAACUUCAGCUGCCUUUGGGCAUCGACAGGCUUUUAAAGUGUGUGGUGGAAAAACACAAAGUAAGGAAGUCAUGUCUCUGCAUGUAUACAAAGGCCUCUAAAUGGACAGAUUUUAAGUUUGAAUAAUACAGACCUCCUAUAGAACAUUUGACAAGAACUUACCAAGUCUGCACUGAUGUUUUGUAACACUGCCUUUAAUAAAAUAUUCACAGUACAGAGUC